UGCGUUCGCCUUCCUUUGCGGUCGCUGCUUUUACUGAGAGGGCGCGCGCUUCUUUGCCUCUCCGUCUCCUUCCGCCGCCGGCGAGAUGUUCGAGGCUCGGCUCAUCCAGGGCUCCGUCCUGAAGAAGGUGCUGGAGGCCCUCAAGGACCUCAUCACCGAGGCCUGCUGGGACCUGGGCUCGGGCGGCAUCAGCCUCCAGAGCAUGGACUCCUCGCACGUCUCCCUGGUGCAGCUCACGCUCCGCUCCGAGGGCUUCGACACCUACCGCUGCGACCGGAACAUCGCCAUGGGGGUCAACCUCACCAGGUGAAGCGGGGCGGCCGAGCCCGGCCGGGGGAGAGAAGCGCCGCGCCUCCCUCCCUCCCUUCACGAGGAGGAUGGCGGCCGCGAAAAAGGCGGGAGUUUCCCUCACACAGGGGUUAGGGAGGCUUAGGCCGCUGCACUCCAGCCCCGCGCGCCAAAUCCUCUCAGGCGGCGGCGUCGCCGGUCGCGUGACGUGUAAUAGAAGCGUCCCGCCAUUUUUGACAUUGGCGGGAAAAGCGCGCGGGAGGGGGAGGGGUCUGCCUCUGUUAAAAGAAGGGGGGAGCCGUUUGGCGCGCGCUGGAAUCUCGGAGCCGAUUGGCUGUUCCGUUCUCUAGGUCUUUCCCUGAUUGGUUGAUGUGGCCUGUCGCGGGGUGUGGCUUGUUUCCCCCUCUAGUUAAUACAGGCGGGCGUAUCCUGCUGCUGCUCCUUGAAAAGGGAUUUGGCGGGACUUCGUGGUCCUUGAAUGGUCGCGAAUGAGGCCACCUUCUCCAGAAGGAGGCAGGCCUCUUCAUUGCCGGCAAUGAGGCUCGGGGCCCCUUAAAAUUUGACUGGCGCGUUUGCCAUACUUUUUUUCUCCUGCCCCUGAGUAGCACCCCCCCCCAUUGGCAGCACCUAAGCGGCCAAAUACAGUGGUACCUCAGGUUACAUACGCUUCAGGUUACUCUGCUAACGCAGAAAUAGUGCUUCAGGUUAAGAACUUUGCUUCAGGAUGAGAACAGAAAUCGUGCUCCGACGGUGCGCUGGCAGCAGGAGGCCCCGUUAGCUAAAGUGGUACCUCAGGUUAAGAACAGUUUCAGGUUAAGAACGGACCUCCAGAACGAAUUAGUUCUUAACCCGAGGUACCACUGUAUUCAAGUAGGUUUGCAUCUGCCUUGUUGGUGUUCCCUGUUUUACAAUGUAGAUGAAACAAAAAUCUGGCACAAAAGGCGUUUGCUAUUGAUUCAGAUACAUAUACAGUAAUGUAUACAUAUACACGCUCUUAACUGGGACGUCCUUGCCUGAUAUUCACACAAAUCUGAAAACGACCAUCUCAUAGUGCUUUAAUGCUUCUUGCUGGUGUUUUGGCGUGAGCAGUCAUUCCUUUCAUUCCCCUUUGUAAGAUCUUCAUCUGCUUCCAGUGGUGAUGCAUUCUUAAGAUGAUAAGAAUAUGUCCUUUUUUUCUUUCCUAGUAUGUCCAAAAUACUGAAGUGCGCAGGUAACGAUGAUAUCAUCACCCUGAGAGCAGAAGACAGUGCAGACACACUGGUUUUGGUGUUUGAGACACCAAGUAAGUAACUGAAACUUCACGGAUGCAAAAUAGCUAAGUUUUGAUCUGGAGAUAUUAUUUAUUUAGGGCAUUUGCCCAAAUCAGACUGCUCUUGAGUUGUCUUAUUGCUCAGGCUAAUGGGAAAUUGUGAUGUUUCUCUUUGCUUCUGAACACUUGGAGAGAGUGCCUCUGUCAGUUUGCAGUCAUGCAAAGUGAGAGAAAGAGACAAGAGACAUUAACAAAAUUGACUUGCAGAAUUGCUUUCUUACUUCCUGAGACAAUGUAAGCUGCUAAGUGCCCCACAAGAAAAUGAAGCAGGCUCUUAACAGCCAUCCCUGUCUCAGUGUCCAUGCAUGCAGAAUGAUCCCACAGAAACUUGUGCAAGUGUCUGCUGCAAAUAUGUUUUGUUCUAAAAUUUUAAUUCUGGAGCUGGCCAAUAAGAUGUAACUUCAGCUUCCUAGAAGCUCGUUAUCUUAUAACAAGGAUGGCUACUUGAUGAUUAUCUGAGCAGAUCGGUUGCCACUGCCAUAAAAUUCUUGCCUACAUGAACUACCUAAGCUACUUUAGGAUCACAGAUGAAGUGAUCAUAAUUUCUUGAAAAAGUAGAUUCCUGGCGCACCCGCACACACACACACACAAAAAACUUGUUAGAAUUGUCACCACUAUAGAAGCACCAGAAGCAAAAUCGACAUGAAUUCUGCUAGUAACACUAUAGAAGGAGCCUUGUGGUCUUGUCACUGGGUUUUACAUCAUAAUGUCUCUCCUUGGAAGGAAGGUUUUAAAAUAUUGUGGGGAAGGUUGGCCAGUAAGCACUUCCUGUAAAACUAUUUAGGCUGAGGAGAUCUCUUAAGUUAACUUCGUAAUUAUAUACUUGACUAAUACUCCCAUUUUCUCCUUAGAUCAGGAGAAGGUGUCUGACUAUGAAAUGAAAUUAAUGGACUUGGAUGUAGAACAGCUUGGAAUUCCAGUAAGUGCACUUUUAACAAAAUCAUUCCUUGCUACAGAACUACAUUGUUUUCCUAUUUAAGCAAGCAUUUGUUGAAUUACAUUAUUUCCAUCUUCAUGAAUAGUUUCCAUCUGAUUGCAUAAGAAAUUGUUAAACUGAAUUGAAGUAGACUUGCAAGGAGGGUUGAAGCAAGUGAUUCUUUUUUUUUCCAUAGGAAGGCACAUUUUUAUUGCUCAUCUGAUCUUAAUUAAUAACAGAACUAUUUAUAUUCUGCUUUAGUGAAUAUUUUGGUUUGAAUGGCUCCUGCAAACAUUGUGAAAAUGCUCUUCAAAGUAAGGCUCUGUGUUGCUCUUUCAGGAACAAGAGUACAGCUGUGUGGUGAAAAUGCCUUCUGGUGAAUUUGCUCGCAUCUGCAGAGAUCUUAGCCACAUUGGAGAUGCUGUUGUAAUCUCUUGUGCAAAAGACGGUGUUAAAUUUUCUGCUACUGGAGAGCUAGGAAGCGGAAAUAUAAAACUGUCACAAACCAGUGAUGUGGAUAAAGAGGAAGAAUCUGUAAGUUGGUGAAGUUUUAACUGCAGGUAGUAGAGAUGAUGUUAAUUGUCCUUUACUAUCUCUUCUCUCCCCUCCAUAAACUUGCAGAACAGUUUGCCUACCUUGCUUGUGAUAAAGCUGUUUCUAAUGCAGUUGUUAAGCAUGUUGGACUUCUAAAACAGUGUUCUAUAGAAUAUUUAAUUCAAAUUUAAUUUGUUGUAGGUUACAAUAGAGAUGAAUGAGGCAGUCCAGCUGACUUUUGCUUUGAGGUACUUGAACUUCUUCACCAAAGCCACACCAUUGUCUUCUACAGUCACCCUCAGUAUGUCUGCAGGCGUCCCACUAGGUAGCUAUCUCUGCAAACUAAUUUGGUUUUAAAUUUGGUUUCAAUUUAAAUCAAACUAACUUUGGUUUCUUGGUCUCUUGCAGUUGUUGAAUAUAAGAUAGCAGACAUGGGACAUUUGAAAUAUUAUUUGGCUCCAAAGAUUGAAGAUCAAGAAGAAUCUUAAGAAUUUGGUGGAAAGAAUCAGGGUUUUGUGAAAGAAGAACCUCUGCUGGAAGCCUGUUCACCAUUCCGUCUUGGUGCAUGGAAUUAUCAUAUAUGCACUUAGGUCCAAUUGUAGAUAUCUCUGUGUAAAUACUUUUUUCACUUGUUUUGAAAAUUCCUCUCUCUCCCUCCCCAUAUCUUUUAUACCUUGUUUUUAUAGCUAACCCUUUACUCCAGAAAAGGGAGUACAGUAUUUAAAAAGACAAGGAGGUUCUGUGGCAAUCUCUUCACAGUGAGGCUGCUGUUCGAUUUCUAAAAGUAAUAAUGAUAGGAGAAAUUGGAUUUUAAUUAUUUGUCUUGAAGCAGGAGUCCUUGGAGCUGAAAACUUGUCAAUAAAGAAUAUUCAGUUUGUUAACUUG
This is a messenger RNA of Podarcis lilfordi (Lilford's wall lizard), 3932 nucleotides long. NCBI's taxonomy places the organism in Eukaryota, Metazoa, Chordata, Lepidosauria, Squamata, Lacertidae. The record is from the annotation of a GenBank genome assembly.